Cantharellus anzutake is the source of this 1491-nucleotide messenger RNA. Its product is annotated as nucleotide-diphospho-sugar transferase. The record is from RefSeq and is a predicted model, not a curated record. Bases 1 to 1491 code for a protein of 496 amino acids. Gene Ontology annotation, biological process: UDP-N-acetylglucosamine biosynthetic process. The transcript has 2 exons. NCBI's taxonomy places the organism in Eukaryota, Fungi, Basidiomycota, Agaricomycetes, Cantharellales, Hydnaceae. Gene Ontology annotation, molecular function: UDP-N-acetylglucosamine diphosphorylase activity.
AUGUCCUCCUACGAACGCUUAAAAGAACGCUAUACUGCCGCGAAUCAGCCUCACGUCUUCACUUACUGGGACAAGCUUAAUGAGAAAGAGCGCGAUGAAUUGUUGCAGAACUUGAAUAAGAUCGAUAUCGAACGCGCGAACCGCAUAUUCGCCAAAUCUAUCCAUGCCAGUGAAGGUGGAAACGAGCAGGACUCCAUAGAACCUUUGCCAGAUGAUGCUUUCGACACCACGAUCGGUGAGGAAAACGUUGCGAACGUGGCAUCAUGGAGGAAGAUCGGUUUGGACGCGAUCGGCGCAGGCAAGGUUGGCGUCCUGCUGAUGGCCGGCGGUCAAGGGACGCGGCUCGGGAGUUCAGACCCCAAGGGCUGUUACGACAUCGGUUUACCCUCCCACAAAUCACUCUUCCAGAUUCAAGCGGAGCGAAUUUUACGCUUGCAGACAGUCGCAGAGAAGGAACUGGGGAAACCUGAGGGAUCAGUCAUCGUUUCAUGGUACAUAAUGAUCAGUGGUCCAACACACCCAGCAACGGUGGCAUUCUUCGAAAAACAUCACUACUUUGGGUUACCGAGAUCGAAUGUGAUUUUCUUUGAGCAAGGGAUUUUGCCAUGUUUCUCCCCAGGCGGGAAAGUCAUACUGGCAUCUCCCACAGAGAUUGCCACUGCACCGGACGGAAACGGAGGGCUCUACGCUGGCUUACGUGCACCCCUUUCCCCCUCAGACCCUGAUCAUUCUGUGCUCUCAGACCUCAAAUCCCGCGGGAUCGAAUAUAUACACGCGUAUGCUGUCGAUAAUUGUUUGGUGCGCGUUGCCGAUCCCGUCUUCGUCGGAUACAGUAUCGAGAAACAAGCAGAUUGCGCCGCAAAAGUGGUACCCAAGGCGGCCCCUCAUGAGGCUGUAGGCGUUGUAGCUCUCAAAGGGAACGCCUUCAGCGUCGUAGAAUACAGUGAAAUUACCAAGGAACAGGCGGAACGUAAGGAUUCAAAAUACCCUGAUCGCCUCGCUUUCCGUGCAGCGAACAUCGCCAAUCAUUUUUACACUCGAACGUUCCUCGAAGAAGUUGAAUCAUUUGAAAGCCAAUUGGCUUUUCACAUUGCCCAUAAAAAGAUUCCAUAUUGUCCUGUCGAUAAUCCCACUGGAGAGACCAUCAGGCCUUCCAAAUCAAACGGUAUCAAGUUGGAACUCUUUGUAUUCGACGUCUUCCCAUUUGCAAAGCACAUGUUUGUCUUGGAAGUCGAGCGAAAGGAAGAAUUCAGUCCACUCAAAAAUGCUCCGGGGACGGGAUCUGAUGACCCAGACACAAGUCGAACCGAUAUCCUCGCUCAGCAAAAGAGGUUCCUGCAGCGUGCUGGAGCAAGCGUUACAGAGGGUGUCGUGAUAGAGAUAUCAUCGUUGGCGUCUUAUGCUGGAGAAGGUCUGGAUGCCGUUAAAGGAAAGACGUACAUUCGUUCUGGUUUUGUGGGGUCUGUUGAGGAAUUGGAUGCAUUGGUGUAA